Messenger RNA from Gambusia affinis (western mosquitofish), 3442 nucleotides. RefSeq names its product minichromosome maintenance 9 homologous recombination repair factor (gene mcm9). The record is from RefSeq and is a predicted model, not a curated record. Gene Ontology annotation, biological process: double-strand break repair via homologous recombination. Lineage: Eukaryota; Metazoa; Chordata; Actinopteri; Cyprinodontiformes; Poeciliidae. The coding region runs from base 242 to 3064 and encodes 940 amino acids. The transcript is spliced from 15 exons. Gene Ontology annotation, molecular function: ATP hydrolysis activity; single-stranded DNA binding; single-stranded DNA helicase activity. Gene Ontology annotation, cellular component: MCM complex; nucleus.
CAAACCCCGGAAAGUUAACCUGUUGAUGUUCGGUGGCUGUCCGUGGAACUGGUAGUUACCACAGUGAGACUGCAUCUAUGAACUAAGCAGGGCCAGAAAAAAGUUUUAAUUGACAGGUUAUAAAAAAUGCUUAGCCGCGUAAUACGGAUGUUUUUACGGAGUUAAUUUUCUGAACGUGCUUACUACCGGAGAGUGCGCAUCAAGUCUAACCAGGUGUCGUGUUUAGAUCUCACCCAACACUAUGUUUAUAAGCCCAGAGGAGGAGGCCCUGAUUGGUCGAGUGUUUGAAAACUAUCUGACCGAGCAUCAUCAUGGUGACAUUCUUCAGCUCAGUACUGAUGUAAAUGAAGACACUCAUCGCUCUGUUGUGGUUAAUGCCAUGACACUUUUUGAAGCCAAUAUGGAGGUUGGGGAUUAUUUCAAUGCAUAUCCAAAAGAUGUGUUGGCUAUAUUUGAUAAAGUAUUACAGAAAAAAGCUUCAGAGUUAACAGAUGAGGCUUUUCUCAAGGACAAAGGACAGGGAGCAGGUCAGAGAAGCCUGAGGCAGACAUAUCACACCCGCAUCACAGGUCUGCCAGUGUGUCCAGAACUAACCAGACAUACCAUUCCAAAAUCCAGAGAUGUGGGUCACUUUUUGUCUGUUACUGGUACGGUCAUACGUGCCAGUGUGGCUAAGGUUCUGGAGUAUGAACGUGAUUAUAUGUGCACAAAGUGCCGACAUGUUUUCAAGGUGCAGGCUGAUUUUGACCAGUUCUACACCUUCGUCCAGCCGGUGGGCUGCCCAAAUCCUGCUGCCUGUAAUUCCUUUAAAUUCAGCUGUUUGUCUGGAGGGUCGGAGCCUGCUGCCUGCAGGGACUACCAGGAAAUUAAGAUACAAGAGCAAAUUCAGAGGCUGUCGGUGGGCAGUAUUCCUCGUUCAUUAGUGGUAUUGCUGGAGGAUGACCUGGUUGACAGCUGUAAAUCAGGUGAUGACAUAACGGUUUAUGGUGUCAUGUAUCUUCGCUGGAAGCCCCUUUAUGAUGGUUCCCCUUGUGAUGUGGAGUUGGUCCUCAGAGCUAACAACAUAGAAGCAAAUAAUCAGCAGGCUGCUGCUGCUCUGAUGGUAAAAGACGUUCAGAAAGAAUUUGAAGAGUUCUGGGACAGCUACAAACAGAAUCCACUGGCUGGUAGGAAUGAGAUCUUGUUAAGCCUGUGUCCGCAGGUAUUUGGCAUGUAUGUAAUUAAGCUGGCUGUGACGAUGGUGCUGGCGGGUGGAGUCCAGAGAAUAGACUCUUCUGGGACCAAAGUUAGAGGAGAAUGCCAUUUGUUGCUGGUUGGUGAUCCUGGUACAGGAAAAUCUCAAUUUCUGAAAUAUGCAGCCAAGAUAAUAUCCCGAUCUGUACUAACAGCUGGAAUUGGAUCAACCAGUGCAGGUCUGACGGUGGCUGCAGUAAAGGAUGGAGGUGACUGGCACCUGGAAGCUGGAGCGUUGGUCCUGUCUGAUGGUGGUUUGUGCUGCAUUGAUGAAUUCAGCAGCAUCAAAGAACAUGAUCGAAUCAGCAUUCAUGAAGCGAUGGAGCAGCAGUCAAUCAGCGUAGCCAAAGCUGGAAUUGUGUGCAAACUGAAUACUCGAACCACAAUUUUGGCAGCUACCAACCCCAAAGGACAGUACGAUCCCAGUCAGCCUCUCUCUGUGAACGUGGCUCUGGCCAGUCCUUUGCUCAGCCGGUUCGACCUGGUUUUGGUUCUGCUGGACACCAGAAACGUUGAAUGGGACCGUAUCAUCUCUUCUUUUAUUCUUGAGGACCGAGGAACUCCAUCUGAUGCCAGUGGGCUCUGGUCCAUGGAGAAAAUGAAAACUUAUUUCAGUGUGAUUAAACAGCUGCAGCCUCAGGUAUCCGAAGAGGCCAACUGCAUCCUGACUCGUUAUUACCAGCUGCAGCGUCAACGAGAUGGUCACAGUGCCGCCCGAACAACUAUCCGCAUGCUGGAGAGUCUGAGCAGACUUGCUGAAGCACAUGCCCGGCUCAUGUACAGAGAGACUGUUACUGUUGAAGAUGCCGUUACAGCCGUGUCAGUCAUGGAGUGCUCCAUGCAGGGUGGUGCUUUGCUGGGAAAUGUAAACGCGUUGCUAACAACGUUCCCCACCGACCCCCUCCAGCAGUAUCAAACCCAGUGUCAGAUGCUCCUGGAGGGACUGAACCUGCCUGAGCUUCUUCAAAGUGAGAUGGAGCGGCUGGCCGGGCUAAGGAGCAAAACCCCAGAGACUGGUAUGGGUGACCCGUCUCUUUCUACAGACCAGCAUCAACUACCUGGUUCAGACUCUGAAACAGUGAAGAGUUGUUUGGACCGGCUUCCUGCCACGAGUCCCUCACUGUCCCCAAAUGAUGUCAUCGUACCCCUCAUUACAUCAACCCAAGAAAAAAUAAAUACUUCACCAAACAAUAGCUGGUCAGUAUCAUCAGCACUAAGAGCAGAGCAAAGCGGAGUUGUGGAAAAAGAACAGAGACGCCUGCCUAAGAAGAACAAUAAUGUUUUGAUAAAUGAAAAGAAGGUGGCUGAAGAUGGAAAAUUGACAGACCUGCACACAAAACUAUCAGCUUUUAUUUUCAAACCCAGAGAUAGGAAACAACCUGACCACAGUGGUAAUGAAACAGAAACAUUAAGAGAAAAAAGGAUAAAUACGCAGACAUCAGCUAGACACGAUGACUUGUCUAGCCAAAUGCCACAAGCAAAGAAAAAGAAACGAAUGGAAAAGCUAAAUAAUGGACAAUCACAACACUGCACAACCAAACCUACAGCAGCUCAGACUAACCUGGAAAGAGUUCCUCAUGAAACAGAAUCUUCUAAGUUCGAACUAAAGCAGUCGGACCUUACUUAUGUUCCAAACCAACAUGCAAAACCUGCAAGCAACAAUGAGGUGAACAUGGGGAAAAGGAAGUGCUUUAAUCUGGGCCCGCCACAAAGUGAUUUUGGAUCUAAGCCGUUCCUUUCGGGUUUGUCUUUCUCUGGUCUUACUGACUUUUCUACCGAUGUCCUUGACACUGACUGGGACCAGGAAGUUUCAAAAACCACCAAAGCCUAAGGUCAAAGAAUAUCUGCAUAAAUAGUAUAGUGAGGAACUGAAUUUAAUUAUUUGUCUUAAAAACUUCUUGGUUCAAAAACUCUUAAAAGAGGAAUUGUACAUGUUUUGUUUUUUUGUAUUUAAAAUUUUGAGCAGAGGCUGAUCAGUCGCCUUCAUAUGAGAAAGUGUCUAUAAAAAAUAAUGAAUAAGAAAAAAAAAUGUUUUUCUAGUGAACUUUCUUAUUGGAUUUCUGCUUUUGACUGAUGAGGAAGUAAAAUGUUGCUUAACAAAGUUGCUCUAAUCAAAUAUAAAAAUUGGGAAACAAUGUGGUUUGGACAGCCUUUGAUUUUAAUUUACACAUUUUAAUUUUUCAUAACACCAAUAAAGAUGUGAAAGUCA